Engraulis encrasicolus (European anchovy) is the source of this 1221-nucleotide messenger RNA. Its product is annotated as interferon-inducible GTPase 5-like. Bases 1 to 1221 code for a protein of 406 amino acids. Gene Ontology annotation, molecular function: GTP binding. The record is from RefSeq and is a predicted model, not a curated record. Gene Ontology annotation, cellular component: membrane. The transcript has a single exon. Lineage: Eukaryota; Metazoa; Chordata; Actinopteri; Clupeiformes; Engraulidae.
AUGUCUGCGACUGUAUUCACAGACGCAGAGUCUGACCUUUGUGUGGACUAUCAACUUGAAGGGGCUGCAGAAGGUCAGAAAAUUGCGAAGGAGUUCACAAAAUUCUCGGCGGAGGAGGCAGCUUCAAGGAUUAAAAAGAACAUUUACAGCUUGGAGCAUGUGACUCUCAACAUAGCCGUAACUGGAAAUGCAGGUGCAGGGAAGUCGACCUUUGUGAAUGCACUACGGGGACUAACCAAUGAUGAUGAGGGGGCUGCCAAAGCUGGCGUUGUGGAGACAACAAGGAUCCCUGCGCCAUACCCGCAUCCUACAAUGCCAAACGUAAUCAUUUGGGACCUUCCAGGUAUAGGCACUCCCAACUUUAAAGCCAAGACGUACCUUUCCGACGUGAAGUUUGAGCGUUACGACUUCUUCAUCAUCCUCACCUCAGAGAGAUUCAAAGAGAACGACAUAAACCUGGCCAAAGCGAUCAAAAAGAAGAAACUGCUUUACUAUUUCAUUCGCUCAAAGAUUGACAACGACAUCACGGCAGAAGGCAGAAGAAAAGACUUCAAUCAGGAACGUCUGCUUUCACAGAUCAGAGAGGACUGUCAGAAGAACUUGAAAAGUGUUGGAGACCCCAAGGUCUUCCUCAUCUCCUCCUUCAGUUUACAGGAUUACGAUUUCAACAAUUUGAUGGACACUCUGGAGAAGGAGCUUCCUGAUGCCAAGAGGCAUGCUCUCAUCCAGUCUCUGCCGGUGUACUCAAUAGAGGCCCUACAGAGAAAGAAGAAACACUUCCAGAGGAUGAUCUGGCUCACAGCCUUUGGCUCUGGUGCCAUAGCUCUGGUUCCCAUUCCUGGGAUGACGCUGGUGUGUGACUAUGGAAUCGUCACUUCCUUUCUGGGGGACGUUUUCAAGUCUUUCGGCCUUGAAGAUACGUCUUUACAGAAAUUAGCCAAAAGAGUGGAAGGAAUUGACUGGAUGGACUUGAAGGCAGAAAUGAAAUCGACGUUCAAAGAUGGGGUCACAUCCACGGUGGUGGCGUCUUUCUUCAAAACUCCUUCGAUGGCCGCCAUUAUGACGCUGAAGGGACUCAUGAGUGCCGUCAUCCCAUUCGCGCAGCUACCAGCAGGUGCAGUGUCAGUGCCUAUCAUGCACUAUCUUCUCAACCGAGGCCUCAAGGAAAUGGAAGGGGAUGCCAAAGCUGUGCUGGAAAAGGCGCAGCUUCACCACGUGUAG